Trichosporon asahii var. asahii CBS 2479 is the source of this 1698-nucleotide messenger RNA. RefSeq lists its product as uncharacterized. The record is from RefSeq and is a predicted model, not a curated record. Lineage: Eukaryota; Fungi; Basidiomycota; Tremellomycetes; Trichosporonales; Trichosporonaceae. The transcript has a single exon. Bases 1 to 1698 code for a protein of 565 amino acids.
AUGUCUUUCCUCCCCUCGACGACUUCGGUUCGCAACCUCAACCUUGCCGCCGCGGCAGACGUCUGUGACGUUGAGGACUCGCCGAACCACCGACUAACGAACACUACGAUACGCGGCAUCCCGUUCCCCCGCGAGCUGGACUCGCCAUCAACAUCAUCUGCCGCGUUCAUGGGCGCCCCCGACUAUAGCGCGUUCGCGUCGUCGUCGUCGUCGUCCCGCGACUUCCGCCGCCAUCGCCGCUCGUUCCGUUGCGUCUGCGGCCGACGCGCCGACUCGGACUCUGGCAUGUACUGCUCCCCGGACUGUGCUCGCCAGGAUGCCUUCUCGUCAUUAACGCAUACGCGCAACAACUCGACGACGCAUCCCGACCACUCGUUUGAGAUGGACGACUAUGACACGACUGGAUCCCGCCAUCGACGAGCGGUCCGCGCGGACCCGUACCGCACCGACCUCACGCGCGAGGAGCGGCGGCGAAAGCAGCGAGCCGACGGCAACGACAGCAUCUCGCCAAUGUCUGCGCGCAACCUCAUGCUGUCCCCAAGCGUACCCGAGCUCGUCUCGUCGCAUUCUCGCAACACGUCAACCGCGUCAUCCGUCUUUUCGCUGUCUUCCAUGUCGAGCUCGAUGAGCCUGAGCCGCAAUCCGUCGACUUCGUCGCGUAAUGUCGCCCUGAACAGCGUCAUUCUCGAGGAUGCACGCGAGAACCUGUCGACCGACCGAUCGACCCUCAAGGCGUCAAGACGGACGCACUCGAUCGACAAUGACGCCCCGCCAUCCAAGCGGCUAGCGGUCAACGACAUGCUCGAUGAGAUCAUCAGCAUGGAGAAUGAGUUUGGCGACGAUAUGGACACGGCCGACAUCCACGCGGACUUUGAGAUGCCCUCUACCCCCGAGCACGUCGCGUUCAACCCCGUCAUCCGCCCGCCCCGUACACCCUCGCCCCCGCCAGUUGCGGUCGCGAGGUCACCGCCAGGAGCGCCGGCAGCGCCGGAUCGACGACGGGGCUCGCUCGUCCGUUCGCGUCCCAUGUCCAACCUCGCUGCUCACGCGUCGUCGUUGUCCGAGUCCCACACCGCCCUCUACCUCGCGACUGCGUCGCCGGCCGCGUCUCCGCCGCCAUCGUUAUCCAAGAAGGAUCUGCGCCGAUCUGCCUCGCCCAAGCUGCACAUCCGGCGUAGCAUCAGCUUCACCCCGCAGGCUGCUGGCCCGGCCCUCGCUGCCCCGCCGCGCAGUCGCUACAACGACUCUCCCGGAUUGACUCCGGUGCGCCGCACCAAGACGGACGCUCUCCGCGCCACGAUUGACGCGUGGCGCUUCCCCACGUCGUCGUCCUCUCCAGCUGUGCUCGAGAUUGAGGGGACGACGCCGACGGCCGCGAGUCGCCUCGCCGCCGAGCCUCAGACGCCGAUCCACUUCCGCCCGUCGCUGCUCUGGCCGCAGUCCCACCAGGUGCCCGAGGAGACCGAAGAGGAGGCUACUUCUGUUUCGCCCAGCUCGCCCAGCUUUGGCAUGAAUCUGCCGCGGCACCAGCGCUCGGCGUCGAACAGGAGCAUGUCGCCUCCGCGGUCUUCGAUGCGCCUCGGUGCGCUCCUCGGUCUCAGCGGCAGCGCAUCCGACAUGGACACGGACGAGCCCGACGACGCGAGCACGAUCCGCGGCCGCCCCCUCCGCCUCCAGGCCCCCGCUGCCCCAUGGUGA